AUGGGCUCUACAACGGUCCUUGCAUCACCCUGCUACUGCUCCCUCUCCCUCUCCUCCUCUUCCCACUCGAUGAAGGUGGCCCUCCUCAUCUCUUCCUGUCCGCUCUCUAGGGCUUCUCCCAAAAUCCCACCUUCGUCCCAUCUCCGCAUAUUCUUUUUCGCACUCCACCUACCUCGACCCCCGUUGUGGGACGGCCUCAAGUCGCUGGUGAGGCAAGAGAAAAAGGUGAAAUUUCAUGAUAAAGUUGUUCGUGCUUCUUUAUUUGGAGUGGGUGCUCCUGAAGCAUUGGUUAUUGGAGUGGUAGCUCUACUGGUGUUUGACCCUAAAGGCCUAGUUGAGGCAAGUUCCUUCUUUGAACAGUAG
Molecule: messenger RNA, 363 nt
Organism: Zingiber officinale
Lineage: Eukaryota; Viridiplantae; Streptophyta; Magnoliopsida; Zingiberales; Zingiberaceae
Product: sec-independent protein translocase protein TATB, chloroplastic-like
Exons: 2
Coding region: 1-363 (120 amino acids)
Biological process (GO): protein transport
Source: RefSeq, a predicted model, not a curated record